Grammomys surdaster is the source of this 7173-nucleotide messenger RNA. Its product is annotated as phosphatidylinositol 3,4,5-trisphosphate 3-phosphatase and dual-specificity protein phosphatase PTEN. Bases 18 to 1127 code for a protein of 369 amino acids. Lineage: Eukaryota; Metazoa; Chordata; Mammalia; Rodentia; Muridae. Gene Ontology annotation, biological process: protein dephosphorylation; cell motility; regulation of phosphatidylinositol 3-kinase/protein kinase B signal transduction. The record is from RefSeq and is a predicted model, not a curated record. Gene Ontology annotation, cellular component: nucleus; plasma membrane; cytosol. Gene Ontology annotation, molecular function: inositol-1,3,4,5-tetrakisphosphate 3-phosphatase activity; phosphatidylinositol-3,4,5-trisphosphate 3-phosphatase activity; protein tyrosine phosphatase activity. The transcript is spliced from 8 exons.
AUCCAAAUAUUAUUGCUAUGGGAUUUCCUGCAGAAAGACUUGAAGGUGUGUACAGGAACAAUAUUGAUGAUGUAGUAAGGUUUUUGGAUUCAAAGCAUAAAAACCAUUACAAGAUAUACAAUCUAUGUGCUGAGAGACAUUAUGACACCGCCAAAUUUAACUGCAGAGUUGCACAGUAUCCUUUUGAAGACCAUAACCCACCACAGCUAGAACUGAUCAAACCCUUUUGUGAAGAUCUUGACCAAUGGCUAAGUGAAGAUGACAAUCAUGUUGCAGCAAUCCACUGUAAAGCUGGAAAGGGACGGACUGGUGUAAUGAUUUGUGCAUAUUUAUUGCAUCGGGGCAAAUUUUUAAAGGCACAAGAGGCCCUAGAUUUUUAUGGGGAAGUAAGGACCAGAGACAAAAAGGGAGUAACUAUUCCCAGUCAGAGGCGCUAUGUAUAUUAUUAUAGCUACCUGUUAAAGAAUCACCUGGAUUACAGACCAGUGGCACUGUUGUUUCACAAGAUGAUGUUUGAAACUAUUCCAAUGUUCAGUGGCGGAACUUGCAAUCCUCAGUUUGUGGUCUGCCAGCUAAAGGUGAAGAUCUAUUCCUCCAAUUCAGGACCCACGCGCCGGGAGGACAAGUUCAUGUACUUUGAGUUCCCUCAGCCAUUGCCUGUGUGUGGUGACAUCAAAGUAGAGUUCUUCCACAAACAGAACAAGAUGCUCAAAAAGGACAAAAUGUUUCACUUUUGGGUAAAUACGUUCUUCAUACCAGGACCAGAGGAAACCUCAGAAAAAGUGGAAAAUGGAAGUCUUUGUGAUCAGGAAAUCGAUAGCAUUUGCAGUAUAGAGCGUGCAGAUAAUGACAAGGAGUAUCUUGUACUCACCCUAACAAAAAACGAUCUUGACAAAGCAAACAAAGACAAGGCCAACCGAUACUUCUCUCCAAAUUUUAAGGUGAAAUUAUACUUUACAAAAACAGUAGAGGAGCCAUCAAAUCCAGAGGCUAGCAGUUCAACUUCUGUGACGCCAGAUGUUAGUGACAAUGAACCUGAUCAUUAUAGAUAUUCUGAUACCACUGACUCUGAUCCAGAGAAUGAACCUUUUGAUGAAGAUCAGCAUUCACAAAUUACAAAAGUCUGAUUUUUUUUCUUAUCAAGAGGGAUAAAAUACCAUGAAAAAAAAAAACUUGAAUAAACUGAAACGGACCUUUUUUUUUUUUUUUUAAAGGCAAUAGGACAUUGUGUCAGAUUGCAGUUAUAGGAACAAUUCUCUUCUCCUGACCAAUCCUGUUUCACCCUAUACAUCCACAGGGUUUUGACACUUGUUGUCCAGUUAAAAAGGUUGUGUAGCUGUGUCAUGUAUAUACCUUUUUGUGUCAAAAGGACAUUUAAAAUUCAAUUAGGAUAAAUAAAAGAUGGCACUUUCCCGUUUUAUUCCAGUUUUAUGAAAAGUGGAGACAGGCUGAUGUGCAUACAUAGGAGUUUUUCCUUUAUUUUUCUGUCACCAGCUGAAGUGGCUGAAGAGCUCUGGUUCCUGGGUUCACGUCCUACCCCUUUGCACUUGUGGCAACAGAUAAGUUUGCAGUUGGCUAAGAGAAGUUUCUGCAGGGUUUUGCUACAUUCUGAUGCAUGCACUUGGGUUGGGAGAAUGGAGGGAGUGCUCAGAAAGGAAUGUUUCUAGCUGGGCUCUGGACCACAUUCCAUCUCCAGCUCCUUAGAUGCACCUUUCUUUAGCAUGCUCCACUUACUAAUCUGGACAUCCGAGAGAUUGGGCGCUGUCCUGCUGUUUGUUUGUGCGUUUUAAAGAGCAUAUUGGUGCUAGAAAAGGCAGCUAGAGUGAGUACAUUUGUAUUGGGGUACAGGAAUGAACCAUCUACAGCAUCCUAAGAAUCCACAAAUGAAGGGAUAUAAAAAUAAGGUGGUCAUAGAUAAGAGACACAGCAACAAUGACUUAACCAUACAAAUGUGGAGGCUUUCAACAAAGAAUGGGCUGGAAACAGAAAAUUUGACAAUGAUUUAUUCAGUAUACUUUCUCAGUUGUAAUGACUGCUCCAUCUCCUAUGUAAUCAAGGCCAGUGCUAAGAGUCAGAUGCUAUUAGUCCCUACAUCAGUCAACAACUUACAUUUAUUUUUAUUAAUUUUCAAUCAUAUACCUACUGUGGAUGCUUCAUGUGCUGGCUGCCAGUUUCUUUUUCUCAUUAAAUAUUUUGUAAUUCUUCACAGGAAAUUUCAACUUGAGAUUCAACAGUAAGCAGGUUUUUUUCCUAGAGAUUGAUGAUGCGCGUCCUCAGUCCAGUGGCUGUCAGAUGUCCUGCCCUUUUGACCUUACACAUUCUAUUACAAUGAGUUUUGCAGUUUUGCACAUUUUUUAAAUGUCAUUAACUGUUAGGGAAUUUUACUUGAAUACUGAAUACAUAUAAUGUGUAUAUUAAAAAAAGUCAUUGUUUGUGUUAAAAAAGAAAUUAGAGUUGCAGUAAAUUUUCAGCACUGCACGAAUAAUAAGGCAUUUAAGUUUUUCAGUAGAAAUUGUCCUACAGAUGCUUUAUUGACUUGCUAUUGGAAGAAUAGACCUUCUUAAAUGUGCAGUGUUGAGUCACUUCGUUAUAGUGGUAGAGUUGGGAUUAGGGCUUCAAUUUCACUUCUUAAAUAUCAUUAUAUGUUUGCUAUGCCCAGACUGCAUACAGUUUAAAGCAAGAGUAUAACUGCUAUUGUAAUGGUGAUGUGAAGAUACUAUUAAAAAGGAUGUUUCCCCCUUGGGAAUUUGGUGUCUUUCAAAUUAUAUCUUGACCUUGACAUUUGAAUAUCCAGCCAUUAUAUUUCUUAAUGGUGUGAAGUCCCAUUUUCAAUAACUUAUUGGUGCUGAAAUUGUUCACUAGCUGUGGUCUGACCUAGUUAAUUUACAAGUACAGAUUGCAUAGGACCCACUAGAGAAGCAUUUAUAGUUCGAUGGUAAGUAGAUUAGGCAGAACGUCAUCUAAAAUAUCCUUAGAAAAUAAUGUUGAUGUAUUUUCCAUACCUCAUCAGUUUCACUCAACCAAUAAAGUUUUUAAAAGUGUAACAAAGUUCUUAGGAUUUACACAUUUAUAUUUAAACAUUGAUACAUGAAUAUUGACUGACUGUUGAUACAGUGAUAAAGUUAGAGACAACUUUUCCUAAGAUCUCACCAUUGAAAUCUGUAUACCCCCCUUGUCUUUCCUCAAAGCUGAAAGUGGCUGAAUAAAUAGCAAAGCAGCUGUUGAUGUUUUGGAGAUAGUGAUGAACACUGUUCUUUGUUAGUUUUGGGCACAGCAUGCUAAACUAUAACUUGUAUUGUUCCAAUAUGUAACACAGAGGGCCAGGUCAUGAAUAAUGACAUUACAAUGGGCUGUUGCACUGUUAAUAUUUUUCCUUUGGAAUGUGAAGGUCUGAAUGAGGGUUUUGAUUUUGAAUGUUUCAGUGUUUUUGAGAAGCCUUGCUUACAUUUUAUGGUGUAGUCAUUGGAAAUGGAAAAAUGGCAUUAUAUAUAUAUUAUAUAUAUAAAUAUAUAUAUUAUACAUACUCUCCUUACUUUAUUUCAGUUACCAUCCCCAUAGAAUUUGACAAGAAUUGCUAUGACUGAAAGGGUUUUGAGUCCUAAUUAAAACUUUAUUUAUGACAGUAUUCACGAUUAGCCUGAAAUGCAUUCUGUAGGUAAUCUCUCCCGUGUUUCUGGAAUGCUUUCCUAGACUUUUUGGAUGUGCAGCAGCUUACGUGUCUGAAAUGACUUGAAGGCAUCACCUUUAAGAAGGCUUACAGUGGGGCCCCGUACAUCCCAAGUCCUCUGUAAUUCCUCUUGGACAUUUUUGCCAUAAUUGUAAAAGGGUAGUUGAAUUAAAUAGCAUCACCAUUCUUUGCUGUGGCACAGGUUAUAAACUUAAGUGGAGUUUACCGGCAGCAUCAAAUGUUUCAGCUUUAAAAAUAAAAGUAGGUUACAAGUUACAUGUUUAGUUUUAGAAAAUUUGUGCAAUAUGUUCAUAACGAUGGCUGUGGUUGCCACAAAGUGCCUCGUUUACCUUUAAAUACUGUUAAUGUGUCAUGCAUGCAGAUGGAAGGGGUGGAUCUGUGCACUAAACGGGGGCUUUUACUCUAGUAUUUGGCAGAGUUGCCUUCUACCUGCCAGUUCAAAAGUUCGAUCUGUUUUCAUAUAGAAUAUAUAUACUAAAAAAUACCAGUCUGUAAAACAGCCUUACCCUGAUUCAGCCUCUUCAGAUACUCUUGUGCUGUGCAGCAGUGGCUCUGUGUGUAAAUGCUAUGCACUGAGGAUACACAAAUAUGACGUGUACAGGAUAAUGCCUCAUACCAAUCAGAUGUCCAUUUGUUACUGUGUUUGUUAACAACCCUUUAUCUCUUAGUGUUAUAAACUCCACUUAAAACUGAUUAAAGUCUCAUUCUUGUCAUUGUGUGGGUGUUUUAUUAAAUGAGAGUAUUUAUAAUUCAAAUUACUUAAAUCCAUUAAAAUGUUCAAUAAUGGGCAGCCAAAUAUGAUUACAAAGUUUCUGUAUGUUUUUCUAUUUUUCCCCCCUCGUUGCUAUCCUUCCAAGCAGAGGAUCUUUCUGUCAUCUUGGUAGACACAUACCUGUCUACUCAUGGUUAAGAAGAGCAUUUUAAGCCUUAGUCAUCACUUAAUAAGUUAUUCCAGGCACAGUAAAAAAGUUCAAGGUUCUGGGAAAACGGUGCUUAUUUAUUUCUCUUUUAUAAAGCCAGAUGUCUGAGGAUAGCCCCCACCCCCCACCCUGAGAACGGGCUUGACAAGACUCAGGUCAGUUCUGUGGCUUUCUGUUCUUUAACUCUGCAGUUGGCCAUCAGCACAGGGGAGGUUUCAUCUCCUUUCUAAAAUUCUAACAGUCUAAGGAGUAAGGCAUAUCCUUUGAAUAAAACAGUGAAAUAGCUUGUGAUGUUUUAGAAGUGAGCAGAUCAUUAAUGUCAAUGUGGAAUCUUAAUGUUAUGUAAAGUUGAUAGUUUCUCUAUGACCCAUUUAAAAAUAUAAACUGAGUAGCAAUGGAAUUGUGUAAAGAAAUAUGAAGAUUGUAUGUAGUCACACAUUUUCUUUAGAAUUCUUAGUUUGAUGGGUGAAAACUUGAAUAUAAAGGUAUUUUGAUUUAUAUGAUAUUUUGAUGAUAUUUGACAAAAGGAAUUUCCUGGCAUUUUGCUUUUAGAUCAUGUCCCCAUUGUACUGUAAUGUAAGCUGACUUGCCUCAGUGAAUGCCAUCACCAUUUCCAUUGAGAAUUUAAAACUCACCAGUGUUUAACAUGCAGGCUUCUGAAGGGCUCCCAGAGAAUCAGACCUGUAAGCCCAGUUGAUUUUACUUCUAACAUGAAACUUGGAGUUCCUUUAUACUUUGUUAGAUAAUUUGUGGUACAUCUAAAGCAGAGUCUCAAGUGGCUUGUGUGUCGAUUUUUAUUUAACAUUGUUGUUGCUAGGGCCGAGAGAAAUGUUGCUAAGUAGAAAUAAGAGUACGCAGUCCCUAAAAUCUGGACACAGAGUAAAGGAACACUUUAGGAGUCAAGAGGCUGAUGUUCCUAUGGACUUACAUUGCAACAGGAAGCCUACUAGCAUAGUUCCUUUUACUGCUAGAAUACAUUUUUAUGGCUGUGCUAUAGCUGCUUUUCCAUCUUUCAACAACAGGUAUCAGGAUGUAAGCGGGUAGCUUUAAACAGUGUGACGAUGACAGGAUAAUGUCAUCAAUAGCAGUCCUCUGGCUCUUAAUGUAGUUGUUCUGUGGACAGUGUCUGACUGAAACAUCACAAUUCUCAUGUCCUUGGAGACAUACCCCUUAUUAAUAUAUUUUAGUGACUAAGCAAUCAUUUUUCUGUUUACUCAUGUGCAUUUUCUCUUUAAAACUAAAAUCUGUACUGUGUAUGUCUCCAAAGCCUUUUAGCUUAGUUUUUAGGAAAUGAAAACUGACUGGAUUACUUUUUAGUAUAGCAGGUAUGGGAUAUGUGCAUUAUAGAGAGACCUUGCCAGUUCUCUGGGCCUAUUUGAAUGUUUAUUGCUGGUGUGAGGAUGAUGGGUGAAUCAGUAAAUACAAGUUACCUUGGUUUAGCAGAGAGAGUUCAAUGUGGGUAUUUUUCUCUGAAGCAUGGUGCGUGGAGCACUGUGAGCAGUGAACUUGGUUACCCUUCGAUUCCUCUUGCAUUUUGCAAACUGUUGCACAACAAAUGCAUACCUACCUUGCCCCCUAAGUAAAAGCAAGAACUACUACUGAUUUCUCACUCGGCUGUCUUUUUAAUGUGUGCUUCUGUGCCAUGUACCACACAAGAAUCUUAAAGAUCUCACAAAUUGUUACCUUUUAGCUCUGAAUGUUUAGUAGUCUGGUGGGCUUACAACAAAACAGACUCCUGACAGUCAUUUGAGAAUUUUCAUGAAACAUUUAGCUUGAAAACAUUUUAUAAUUUCUAAAAAAGAGUGUGUUACCUUAAGAAACUUUUACGUAUGUGGGAGACAUUAACUGCCAUAUUUGAGCAUACUGAAUUUCAAAUUUAAAAUAAAGCUGCAUAUUUUUAAAUGAAAUGUUUAACAAGGAUUCAUACGUUUUGUUUUUUAAGAUUAAAAAUAAUUUAUGUCUUAUGUGGAAUCUCAUCUGUCACAAUGGUUAGAUUAUGCAGAAUGGAGCAAGACUUGCGGUUCAGCUUACAGUAAAAUUCUUAAUGUUUAGAUGUGUUUACUUACUGGCUGUCAUGUAUACUUUUGAGAUUUUUCUGCCUGUUCUGUGCAGUUUCCUAAAUGAUACUCCUGCUUAAAAAUAGUAUUUUAGUAUCUAUUUUCUGUCUCCAUUAAAUGGUUCUCAUUUUCUAUUGAGUUUGCAAGUGUGCAUAUUGUGUGUGUAUGUGUGUGUAUGUGUGUCUAUUUGUAGGGUGUGUAUGGGAGAAUUAGUUUUAAAGUGCUAGAAUAGAGAUGAAAUUUGGUUCAAGUAAAAUUUUCCCACUGGGAUUUUGCAGUUUAUUGUAAUAAAAUGUUAAUUUUGGAUGAUCUUGAAUAUUAAUGAAUUUGUUAGCCUCUUGAUGUGUGCAUUAAUGAGAUAUAUCAAAGUUGUACAUUAAACCAAAGUUGGAGUUGUGGAAGUGUUUUUAUGAAGUUCCGUUUGGCUACCAAUGGACAUAAGACUAGAAAUACCUUCCUGUGGAGAAUAUUUUUUCUUUAAACAAUUAAAAAGGUUCAUUAUUUUUGA